UAUUGUUGUGCAGCUGCGUCACACACACACGCACGCACACACUCACACACGCACGGUGCAGGCUCGGUGUUGCGUGCGGGACACAAACAGCACGCAGCGCUUCAGGAGGAAAAAGAUCCUAAAUAAAAAGAUUCUCUUCGACGGAGCAGGUUGGUGUGCACCAAAAUGGUGAAAUUGGGGAAUCAUUUGAGCGAGAAAAACAAGGGCAAGGUGGUCUCUGAAGAUGGCUUUGACACCAUCCCCCUCAUCACACCUUUAGAUGCCAGCCAGCUGCACUUCCCAGCACCAGACAAGGUGGUGGUGAAGACCAAGGCGGACUAUGACGGCGAGAGCAAAAAGAACAAGAUGAGAACGACCAAAAUGGUUGAAUUCUCAGUGAUGGAAGGCGUGUCGGAGCGACUCAAAGUGACGUUGCUGGUGAUCUGUGCCCUGGCCUUCUUGGUGUGUGUGGUGUUCCUGGUGGUCUACAAGGUCUACCAGUACGAGCAGCCCUGUCCCGACACUUUUGUCUACACGCAGGGACGCUGCAUGCCGGCCGGGAUGUACGCCAACUUCCCCCACCAGGCCCCCGGGGGCCGCGGGCGCCUCUUCACCCUCAUCAACCACUACAACAUCGCCAAGCAGACCAUCACUCGGUCAGUAUCGCCCUGGAUGACCAUCAUGUCCGAGGAGAAGGUCACCCAGCAGGAGACCGAGACGGCCCAGAAGCUGGCUUGAACCGCGGAGGGGGCGUGGCCUCACCUGCCGAGGAGGAAUAAAUAAUAAUAGGGUUGUGCCAUUCAAGCAAACCUGUGGCCCCGACGUGAUGCCUUCAAAGGUCGGCAGACGUCCGCCCACCGAGGAAGCUGAAGCUGGGUUUGUUUGAAUAGCACCAGUUGUUAUUUAUUGACACACACUUGAUGUUCACACAGUAGAAGUUAGUGAAGUUUGUGUUACCAUCAACAUGCACGCACUUCAUCAUCACACCACUUGGCUUUCUUCAUGACAGUUUGGAUUAGAGAUGUCCCAUAAUAUCAGACCACCGAUAUCAUCGGCCGAUAAAUGCUUUAUAAUGUAAUAUCAGAAAUGAUCAGUAUCGCCGCUGUGUACACGGACGUAGGGAGAAGUACAGAGCGCCAAUAAACCUUAAAGGCCCAAUCACAUAAUAUCUACGGCUUUUCACACACACAAGUGAAUGCAAGGGAUACUUGGUCAACAGCCAUACAGGUCACACUGAGGGUGGCCGUAUAAACAACUUGAACACUGUUACAAAUAUGCGCCACACUGUGAACCCACACCAAACAAGAAUGACAAACACAUUUCGGGAGAACAUCCGCACCGUAACACAACAUAAACACAGCAGAACAAAUACCCAGAACCCCUUGCAGCACUAACUCUUCCGGGACGCUACAAUAUACACCCCCCGCUACCCCCAAAUCAUUGAACAUUACAGCCCCCUGGUGUCUGUUGCCGUCAUCUCCCUUAGUCAAACGCAUAAUGAAGUUAGGCCCCCACCUCAACCUCCUCAUGCUCUCUCAGGGAGAGCAUGUCCUAAAUUCCAAGCUGCUGUUUUGAGGCAUGUUAAAAAAAAAAAAAUGCACUUUGGGACUUCAAUAAUAAAUAUGGCAGUGCCAUGUUGGCAUUUUUUUUCCCAUAACUUGAGUUGAUUUAUUUUGGAAAACCUUGUUACAUUGUUUAAUGCAUCCAGCGGGGCAUCACAACAAAAUUAGGCAUAAUAAUGUGUUCAUUCCACCACUGUAUUAAUCGGUAUCGGUUGAUAUCGGUAUCGGUAUUUAAGAGUUGGACAAUAUCGGAAUUUCGGCAAAAAAGCCAUUAUCGGACAUCUCUAAUAAAAAUGUGUUAAUUCCACAACUGUAUAUAUCGGUAUCGGUUGAUAUCGGAAUCGGUAUUUAAGAGUUGGACAAUAUCAGAAUAUCAGAUAUCGGCAAAAAGCCAUUAUCGGACAUGUCUAAUAAUAAUGUGUUAAUUCCACGACUGUAUAUAUCGGUAUCGGUUGAUAUCGGAAUCGGUAAUUAAGAGUUGGACAAUAUCGGAGUAUCGGCAAAAAAGCCAUUAUCGGACAUCUCUAAUAAUAAUAAUGGGUUAAUUCCACGACUGUAUAUAUCGGUAUCUGAUGAUAUCGGUAUCGUUAAUUAAGAGUUGGACAAUAUCGGAAUAUCGGCAAAAAAGCCAUUAUCGGACAUCUCUAAUAAUAAUGUGUUAAUUCCACGACUGUAUAUAUCGGUAUCGGUUGAUAUCGGAAUCGGUAAUUAAGAGUUGGACAAUAUCGGAAUAUCGGAUAUCGGCAAAAAAGCCAUUAUCGGACAUCUCUAAUAAUAAUAAUGUGUUAAUUCCACGGCUGUAUAUAUCGGUAUCUGAUGAUAUCGGUUUCGGUAAUUAAGAGUUGGACAAUAUCGGAUAUCGGCAAAAAAGCCAUUAUCGGACAUCUCUAAUAAAAAUGGGUUAAUUCCACGACUGUAUAUAUCGGUAUCGGUUGAUAUCGGAAUCGGUAAUUAAGAGUUGGACAAUAUCGGAAUAUCGGAUAUCGGCAAAAGAGCCAUUAUCAGACAUCUCUAAUAAUAAUAUGUUAAUUCCACGACUGUAUAUAUCGGUAUCGGUUGAUAUCGGAAUCGGUAAUUAAGAGUUGGACAAUAUUGGAGUAUCGGCAAAAAAGCCAUUAUCGGACAUCUCUAAUAAAAAUGGGUUAAUUCCACGACUGUAUAUAUCGGUAUCGGUUGAUAUCGGAAUCGGUAAUUAAGAGUUGGACAAUAUUGGAAUAUCGGAUAUCGGCAAAAAAGCCAUUAUCGGACAUCUCUAAUAAUAAUAAUGGGUUAAUUCCACGACUGUAUAUAUCGGUAUCUGUUGAUAUCGGUAUCUGUAAUUAAGAGUUGGACAAUAUCGGAUAUCAGCAAAAAAGCCAUUAUCGGACAUCUCUAAUAAUAAUGGGUUAAUUCCACGACUGUAUAUAUCGGUAUCUGAUGAUAUCGGUUUCGGUAAUUAAGAGUUGGACAAUAUUGGAGUAUCGGCAAAAAAGCCAUUAUCGGACAUCUCUAAUAAAAAUGGGUUAAUUCCACGACUGUAUAUAUUGGUAUCGGUUGAUAUCGGAAUCGGUAAUUAAGAGUUGGACAAUAUCGGAAUAUAGG
Molecule: messenger RNA, 3122 nt
Organism: Nerophis lumbriciformis (worm pipefish)
Lineage: Eukaryota; Metazoa; Chordata; Actinopteri; Syngnathiformes; Syngnathidae
Product: neuronal vesicle trafficking-associated protein 1-like
Biological process (GO): clathrin coat assembly; endosomal transport
Cellular component (GO): endosome; membrane
Molecular function (GO): clathrin light chain binding
Source: RefSeq, a predicted model, not a curated record